Molecule: messenger RNA, 20837 nt
Organism: Porites evermanni
Lineage: Eukaryota; Metazoa; Cnidaria; Anthozoa; Scleractinia; Poritidae
Source: the annotation of a GenBank genome assembly
GCUGGUCUGCUAGCUUUGCUUGAUGAAGGUGAACAGGAUUUGAAGGUUUGUUGUCAUUGUACUGCAAUGAUUUACAAGUUUCUUUCAUGUUCAUGUAAUGCAUCAGUCAAUCAGUCAAUUCCAGCUGCGUCCAGCCACGCCAUGUUUAAAAUGGCACUAUUCGACUGUGCAAUCACUGAAAAAUGUUGCAGUGGUGACAAAGGGCGGGGCAUUUGCCCUCUUUUUUUGUCCCCACCCCGGGGGAUUUGAAAGCUCAAGAGUCCCCACCCCCGGGAAUUUGCCAUCCAAGGCCAAAAAAAUGCUUAUGCCCGGGGUCAGCCCUCAGUUGGAAUUGACUGAUCAAUGCAUAACUACAAAAUGUACUACAUGACUGUACUCUGUCGUUCUUUGUCAAAAGGAUCAGUGUUACUUACACACAGUCAUACCACACAUAUACAUUCAUUGUGUAGUUAUAUGAAAUUUGAUGGUUACAUUAAUUUUUUUUAAACAGGUCUUUGCACUUAAAAGUCUUCAUCACAUAGUUGAUGUCUUCUGGGCUGAAAUCUCAGAAUCAGUGGGCAAAAUGUAAGUUACAUUAAGAGUGAUUUUGCAGAAAAGGGUUUUAAUAAGAAAUGGGGAACUUGAAAUUGUUUAUCACGCUGACAUAAAGGUUAUUGGGUAUAAAUUUGAGUGCUUAUUAUCACACAAAUCUCAUUGCUGAAGUAACCCCAUCUUAGCCUUUUUUUUGUAUGAAAAAACUGGACUGGUUUCGGACACCAACAUGGCCGCUUUUUAAUUGUUUUGGGCCACCAACAUGCUGGAUGUGACAGCAAGUGAAAAAGUUGCAUCCCAUUAUAUUUAUAUAUUUUUUUAUUUUUCUUGAUGUUCAGUGAAGUGCUCUAUGAAGAUGAAGCCUUCAAGCAAAGACAGCUUUCAGCUCUGUUGGCAUCAAAGGUUUGUGAUAGUAUACAAAUAUGUAUUAUUGAAAGUAUUCCAAUGUUCAUGCAGAGCUGCAAACAAUUUUUUUCUCUUGAAAGGAAAUAUUUCCUACUAAGACACCAUCUUGGUCGAAAAACAAAAUUUUGGUCUGACAUUACUGAAAAAAGGUUAUUUUUAUAUCAGGUAAAAGAGAGGUCAUUGUAUGCUAAAUAAAUGUAAAAGAAAACUUCAUUACCCAAGUCAAUGUUGUUUCAUAACUUUGAGAUUGUCUCAACACAAAGUAAGAUUUACUCACUUGAGGUAGGUUUUUAUUCUUCCUUACCAUAAAAUGAUUUACGGUAAAAAAAUUAUCCGGACAUGAUGUCUGAACACAGGUGGGAUUUCGUCAGACAUUAGCAAAUUGUAGUUGGCAAAUGUCUGAUGACCGACUUUAUUUGCAGCUUUGUCAUGUGUUUGUAUUAUUUUUGUAAUGGCAAGCUGCACUUUUCAUGGGUGUAUGCUGAGUAAUCAAACCUGUCCUUAUACAUGCAUACACUGUAGCUACAAUAAUCCUAUACAUUAGAGUAAUGAGUGAUGCCGAUUUGUUUUCUUCAAAGGUUUAUUACCAUCUUGGAGCUUAUGAAGAUUCAUUAACGUAUGCACUUGGAGCAGGAGACCUUUUUGAUGUGAAUGGACACUCAGAAUAUGUUGAAACUAUUAUAGGUAACUACAAGCUAAAACUUUAUAAAAAAUUAAUGCACGAGAUUUUCAAGUAGAAUCAGACUAGUUUACGAUAAUAAUCUUAUUCUUUGUUAUACGUGUAACAAAGUGAAAGGAACGUGAAAACUGUUUUGUUUUUGGCUCAGUUUCUCUGCUUGAAAGAAUUAACCUCAAAAUAAUUAUUUUGCUCAUUUUUUUGAUAUUGUAUCAUUUUUGUAUUUUCACAGCCAAGUGCAUUGAUUCUUACACUGAACAAAGAGUCCUUAAAGUAGAGAAACCAGAUGGGAAUAUCACCAUUGAUCCUCGGCUUGAAGCCAUUGUGGAUAGGAUGUUUAAGAGAUGCUUUGAUGAUGGCAAAUACAAACAGGUCAUUGAUUUUAUUUUGAUUGAAUAGAACCAUUAAUUUUUCGUAAUCGCUGUAACCACCAAUGAAAUACCAGGUGAGUGUCACAGGAAAACAUACAUGUAAUAUUUUCACUUGUGAAAAUAACAGUCAUGUCAUCUUCGAACAUGAAAAAAUAAUCACUGUGGCUAUGCCUACAUAAUAAAUCAUGUCUUUCAUAUAAAAAAAUAUUCAACUCAAAUGGUUUGGUAUUUCAUCUAGUCUAUUUGUUUCCUAUGAAAGUACACUGAAUCUAAGGAUCAAGCUUUAAUAUAAUUUCUGUGGGGGAGGUGGGGGGGGGGGGGGGGGGGUUUCCGGUGCCUGGGCCCUCCGGGUUAGGGGACACCCCCGCUGCUUGGAGAAACAAUUAACUUUUUCUCUCAUGUCCAUUUUUUUACAACCCUUCAUAAGAAAUUUUUUUUCAGUUUUUUUCUCUCCAAAAAAAUAAUCACACACAAAAAAAAAAAAAAAAAAAAAUACCCUGGUGUUAAACCAUAUAAAAAAUCUUUUUUAUAAAAAAAAAAAAAAUCACUUAUUGGUUUUUUUGUUUUUUUUCUUUUUUAUUUUUUUUAUAAAAAAAAAAACAGGAAAAGAGUGUAAAGUUUUUUUGUUUGUGGGGGGGGGGGGGGGGGGGGGGGGGGGGGGAUUCCUGGUCCUUGGCCCUGCAGUGUAAGUGACACCCCAGCUGCUUGGAGAUACAAUUAACUUCUUCUCUCAUGUCCAAUAUCUUACAACACUUAAUGAGAAAUUUCUUAUCAGUUUUAUUCUCUGCAUGGUCCCACAGGGUACAUCUUAUAGAGCAUUGACUGCAGUUCCUCUGAAAAUAAGUGUACAUAUAGCAGGAGAUGCUAAAAUUUUUAAAACAUGUUAUUUUAUUCUAGGCUGUUGGAAUCGCAUUGGAAACCAGAAGAUUAGAUGUAUUUGAACAAGCAAUUUUAAAAUCGGUAGGUACACGUGCAGUUUACAUGUAUAUUUUUACCAAAGGCACAGUGUAAGGGAGUGCAUGGAAGACCAGUGCAAACCCUCUUGCUCCAACUCUGUGCUUUGUAAAUAAGUUUCACUUGAUAGAAAAUCAAAACAUGCGUGAUCAGAUGGCAUUUUGUUCAUUCCAUUCAUUCUUAGUGGUAGUCCUGUGAAACAAAUAUGGGUUACAUACAUGCUGUGCAUACAUAAAUGAUAAUAGCAACCUGUAAAUUAGGAUUGCAGGUCCCUAUUAUUCAUGAAUGAGGGCUAGGAGACGAAGGAAAUUCAGAAGUCAAACUAGAAUUCAAUUUUGACCCGCAACAAUAUAUGUAAUUAUUUUAUGUCCAUGUCACAGGUCAAAAUUCAGAUCAGGUUAAAAUGUUUCAACCUAGGGUGAUUCUCUAUUUCCUCUGUCUCCUAGCCCUAAUUAGUCAUGGAUUAGGGCUCGCAGACAGAGAAACUGAGAGUCAUCCAAGGUUAAAACAAGUGAACCUGAAUAUAAUUUUGAUCUGAUCUGUAACAAGUCUUCUGGGCGAAAAUCUCCCAAUCCUAAUGCAAAAUUACAAGGCCACUUUUAUAUAAUAUACAUUAUAGAAUGAUUAUUAUAUUAGACAGUACUUUUUCAUGUGUGUAGAUAAUAAUGGUGAUUAAUGAACAAUAAUAUUGUUUUGCUAGGAUGAUGUGCCUGGAAUGUUGUCCUAUAGUCUUAAUGUGUGCAUGUCACUUCUCCAGAGUAGGCAGUUUAGAAAUAAGGUAAAAUGUUUUAAUCUACUGUAUGUUGUAGUUAAUUUUUUGCCUCAGGUAUAAAUUUUUCUUUUUCUUUUGUUUUUGGCUAUGGUAAUGUAUGCUAAUAAAGUUGAAACAAAAGAAAAAGAAAAAUUACCUGAGAUAUAAAAUUAACUACAACAUUUACACUUCUGAUUAAUAGGCUUGGUUUCCUUUCUACUUUUGUGGUCUUUUGUGCUCCUAACCACAGACAAAUUUUACAUUUAUAAAAUGGGAUAAAAUCUGGGAUUGGGCCUUGAAUGGUAGGAGGCCAAAUACAUAUAGAAGUGCUUGAAAAAAAGGGUAACUGUUUAUAGUGUGAUGUGGACAUUGAAUGUUCAUGUUACAUGUAGAUAUCAGAUGAUUUAAUUUUUUGAUUGUGACUGCAGUAGAUAAACAAAGGUACAGUGCCUUAGACAGUUGUUACUGCAUGGUCAACUGAUAAUUCACAUAUACAGUGUACAUAACAUGAAAGUGGAUUGAUUAUGAUCAGCUUGAUGAAGAGUCACUAGCUUUGGAAAAAAAUAUUUUUGGCAGUUGACCAGGUGAAAUAAAUAAAAUUAAUUUUAUAUUUGGAUACUAUUGAUGAAGCACAGAUUAGCGGGUAAUUGUAAAAGCCUGCUAAACUGGCUGCAUCAAGAAUGAUAUUAAUCAAAACACUCAGUACAACUGGUGAUGUUUUGAAACAGAAUGAUUUUCAAUCUGUUACCAGAUAAACAAGUCUUGUCAUGCCUACCUUCAUCUCACCUUGCUUGUACAGCCCAAUUCUGUCUCUGUCUUCACUAAGAAGUACUAUUUCCAAGUUUUUCUAGAAUGAUCAAGGAUGCUUUUUUUGCAGUUGCACAUAAUGCAAUGAUAAAUUGAAAUUACCACUACAAGUCGAGAAUUAGACACUUUGCUGCCUUAGAUUACCGAAUAUGUGUUGUACUUUGCAACAAUGGUAAAAAUUAAUACUUAGAUUUUAAUAUUGUAUAAUAUAAUAAUAUGAAUCAAAUGAGAUUUAGUGACUGUAUAGUUAUCAGUACACUGUACUUUAUAUUAAUGGUACAUACAUGUGCAUUUUUGAAUCUCACAGGUUCUUAGAGUCUUAGUACAACUAUACCUGAACUUGGCAACACCAGACUUGAUUAGUGUUUGCCAUGUGAGUAUAUACAAACUUCUUUAUUGAUUGAGUAUUCUUUGUACAUGUUCAUACUGUAUUGAAUGGACUUUAUCAGACGUAUUAUUUAUGAUUAUUAGUUUUGUUGUUUUUAGUGCUUCAUUUUUCUUGAUGAUGCUCAAGGUGUGGCUGAUAUUCUUGAAAAACUGAUAAAAGACAACGAGGCAAGUGUAAUGAAGUGUUAUUAUCUAGGAGACAAAAAUAUGAGAAUCAACCUAAAUUAAAAAAUUAUUGGAUAUGCUUACAGCCCUGUACCUAUUUAUUUUUAACUUUUACAUUCACAGAAGGACCAGACAUUAAUGGCCUAUCAGAUUGCUUUUGAUCUAUAUGAAGGAGCAACUCAGCAGUUUCUCUCAUCAGUAAUUUCUGUAUUAAAAGCAACAGUGCCUUUUGUGUCUGGCAAUGAGACAGCAAGCUCUGAUGGCUCUGCAGAGGCUAAAGCAGACAAGAAUGGAGCUGCAGAUAAGUCAGGGUUAGUGACAAGGAAGGGGUUACAGUGUAAUUAAGAAACAAUUUUUUGUCAAAAUUAUUUAUAAUGUAACCUGUUACCAAGACAUUUUGCACCCUAUGAGAAGGACAAAGAAGAUUCAGAGUUCAAGUCACUUAUCAUUUGGAUGUUUUUGUUUAAGCAAACAUUGAUUUUCAGUUGGGAUUUGUAUAAAACACAUACAAUUGGGAUUGAUGGUCAUUUUUACAAUAAUUAUUAUUUUAUUUUAUAAUUGAUGCUUAAUGUACAUGUAAUUAUCAUAUUAUGGCUUUGUCAGAAAACAUGAUUGUGUGACGUGACCUGUUGCCCACCUCCACUCCAAAGGAUCCUCUUUGUCCUUCAUUUUUAUCAUAUAUAAUUUGUGUUAACUAGGGAUGCAGCAAUGGAGACCGAUGAAGGAGAAAAAGAAGUUCCAGCAAAGAAACCCAAGACAGAACCUGUCCUGGUGAGGCCAUCAUGAGAUUUUAGUACAUUAACUGUAAAAUCAUACUGUUACCUAAGAAACUAGAAUUUUUUUGUUACGGCUGUUGGUAAUUACUAGUUAAAGAAUCAGUGUUGGGGUACAGCUGUAAUGGUACUGUUAGAAAGGGCUUUCACAGGUGUGUGUAGCUUUGAUGUUGGGAUGGUUAAUCUGUUCUGUAAAUUUUCCAUGUGAAAUUAUGAUAAUAAUAACCAACAAUCUUCAUUAUCAUGAUCAUCUUUCACUGUAAUCAUCAUCAUCAUCAUCAUCAUCAUUAUCUGCAAUAAAAGCAGCAGCAGCAGACAGCAACAACUGUGUACACCAUCACCACCAUUGUUAUCAUGGUCAUUAGCAUUGACAUGCUGGUCGUCAUCUUCAGAAGCAGCAGCAGCAACAGUAGCAUUAACAGCAGCAAUGGUCUGCCAGAUGAUGAUAAUCAUCAUCGUCAUCAUCAUUCUUCUUUAUUGGUAUCAUUCUCACCAUCAACAACAUCAUGAACACUACCUGUGUUUUCUGUUCUUGUGUAUUUUAAUCAAUUUAUUCUCAUUGUAACUAAAUUUUAAUUAUUUCAGAGUGAAAGCGAUAAGAAGCUUGUAGAUAAAGUGAAUAAGCUCAUGGCCAUCCUAGGUGGUGAGACUACAAUUGCCCUUCACCUUGAGUUUCUCAUCAGAAAUAACCAUGCUGAUCUUCUUAUACUAAAAAACACCAAGGUAGAUUUAAGAAUUGUGUUACAUGCAUGUACUUGUCUAACCUGUAUAGUCUUUGAUGUUGUUAAGGUGACUCGACCCAGUUUUUUUGGGGGGGUACCAUCCUACUUUGAAGCUCUCUGGUAUCCCCACCUUUACUUUUAUCGUAAGUCUAACACAUAGAAUGGAUAACAUAUAGAUCAAUCUACAAACCAAAAUCGCAAAGACCCAAUUCGAGAAAUUCAGCGGUUUCCAAAUUUAGGUCAUAAUUUAUGCGAAAAUGAUUAGCAAACUUUACACGGAUUAUAUCUAAUAAACUAUGAGAUUCAUCUCUGUAUUUUGGGCAUCCUUAUAACAGAUGGGUCGUGCAAUGACCGCGCUUGGCUGACUUCGGUACCCCCUAAAAAAACUGGGUCGAGUCACCUUAAUUAAUGUGAACAUCAUAGGAGGGUGAAUUUAAAGGCAGCACUCUUUUAUUGCAACAUGUACUUAUUUACUAGUACAUGUAUUUGAGUAUAGGACGUUUCUUUUAUAAAUCAUAAUACCCAUGAAAAGAUAAAAAUAAAACAUCUUCAUUGUGUAUUAACAACAGGCAAUAAUUAUAACAAUACCUGUAAAAUAAUACAUGUCUAGACAAAUAUUUAUUUACAAUAAUCUUAUGUUCAAAAAGAUAAAAGAAUUACUGAAAGUAUAAUUAUAUCGUGAUGGAAAACCCUUGAUUACUUUAUACAUGAAUUAUUAGUUAGCUGUUAUUGUUAUUUGUAUUUUAAAUGACCUUUAUUGUAAAAAGACGGAUACCUUCUUUAGAAGAGUAAGGCACAAUAAAGAUACCGUUAGUGUGCAUGUGACUAAAUAACCCUUCAAGGCUGUGCUGUACAAAACAUUGAAGGGGGCCCAGGGCUCUGAACCUGUAAAAUGCAGGGUUCCCAGCAUUGGAUUUCUAUGAAAAAUCUAAGAUUUUGUAGUUGCCCAGAAGCAAAAGUCAGGGGCUAGGGGUCACCAGGCUCUGCUAGAGCCCAAUAUACUGUAAUAUCUGCGUGUACAUGUAUACUUCCCAGACUGCUUUCUUUAUAUUUCCUAUGGUACUGAGAAUUUGAUUAACAAGGAAGACCUUCCCUCAGCCUUUUUAUUUAACUAAGUUGAUUGUUUUUGUCUCUGUGCAGGAUGUGUCAAGAAGUUCUGUUUGCCACUCGGCGACUGUCAUAUCUAACUCCUACAUGCACUGUGGAACAACAAGUGACACUUUCCUUCGGUAUGCUUCUUGCUGUUUUUUAAAAAAAAUAUCUCCUGGGCUACAUUUACAGUAAAGUAGAUGUAAAGUUUUUAAUGUGAACAGGGUUUUGAGCUUCACCUCUUUUAUGUGUUCUGGAAUUGCUGUGGGUAAAUUACAUGUAAUUUUCUCUGUUGUGAUAGAUCAGUUUAUUGUUCCAACACAGUCCAUUAAAUCAUGAUUAGUAAAUUAUGAAAUAACUAAGAGGCAGGGAAAUAAAUUUUCUUAAUUUGAAGGUAAAAAGGCCUCCUUUAGAGCAGCUUUUCUGAUUGAAAAUUAAUUCUCUAGUCAUGAAUGAAUAUUUAAUGAAUGAAGGGAGAGAAAUAUUUUUAUUGUAUUCUAAUUAUUCUAAUUUAUUUUUUUUGUAUUUCCAUUACAUGUAUUUACCAUAUGAACAUGUAAAAUGUUGGUUGUUGUUCUUUUUGAUCAACAGAAAUAACUUAGAGUGGCUUGGAAGAGCAACCAACUGGGCAAAAUUCACAGCUACAGCAAGCCUAGGUGUCAUUCACAAGGUUGGUGUAACUUGUGUAGGGUGUGAAAAAAGGGUUGAGUUAUGGGGCCAAGAAUACAUUGGUUUAUAUCAGGUCAUUGCAAUCUUAUUGCUGAUUUCUUAGUUCAAUAGGCCAUUUCUGAGUUCCAAAAACUCUCACUUUCGAGACCAGGCUAAGUCCAAAACCUUUCUUGUGAAAAUGAGUUUUAUUUUAUUUGAGAAUAAAAGAUCAUUUUUAUAUUAAUGGCCUCGCACUUAAUAGCCUCACUAUGACACAGAAGCUUGGGGUACUCAGAAAAUAAUGGCCUAUGGGUUGGUUACCAGAUGUUAUAUUGGAUUCCUGGCUGGACCAACACACUUUUUCUUCAAACAACUGCAGAGGGUGUGCUGCCCAAGUUGUUUCAAAUACAAAAUGGUUAGACAUUCAAGUCUUGGACAGAAAAUGCUUGGGCCUGGCCAUCUCACCGCAUCUUUCUGAUCUGACUCUAUUGUUGGACCUAAGAGAAUCACUAAGGAGGGAACAAUCUCUGGCAGUUACUACCCAUAGGUUCUAUCUGUCAUGGGUUGUAGGAAUUGGAGGGGAAGGGAGGGUACCUUGCAUGGGACCUAUGAGUCAUAUUUGUGCCCUUCCCCACUGGGUACAGUGUGCUCAGUAUAGCUGACACAGUCAAAUAGCUUUUUGAUUUAUACCCUUACUAAUGCUCUCUGUGAUUUGUCUUUUCAAAGGGUCAUGAACAAGAUGCUUUGAAGCUAAUGUCCACCUAUCUGCCUAAAGAUGGCAGUAGUGGUAGCGCUUAUCAGGAAGGAGGAGGGCUUUUUGCUCUAGGUAAAACUCUUGUCAACUAUAUGGAUUGAACUUCAAGCAUCAUAGUUAACUUCAGACAAGGACAUCCCUCACUCCAUCCCAUUGCUGUGCACUGAAAAAUUUGUAAGAAAUGCUGUUAAGGCAGUAAAUUUGAGUAUUUUUCUCAGUCAGUCUGUAAAGAAACUAAAGUUGUGUCAGAUAUCCGGUGCCCGUUAAUGAUGACUUUUGUGGUCAGGGAAGUGGACUUUUUGUAUUAUACUGUCAGGGAAUCUUUAGUUUUGGGGGUAUAAAAUAACAAGACAAUCAUUAUAUUCAUGCAUCACACAUUUUAACAAGUUCUGUGUGAUGUUUGUUUCGUUCUCUUUGCUUGUUGCAGGUUUAAUUCAUGCUAACCAUGGAGGAAAAAUAAUUGAGUACCUUUUACAACAGCUGAAAAAUGCAACUUCAGAUGUAAGUUUUACCUCAGCUUGAAUAUUCCAAGUAACCUACUAUAAGUACGGAAAUAGUAAACAUACAUGUAACCUCUAUGAAAACAUCAGUUUCCCUGUCUUUUCAUAAAAGUCAAUACAAGAAAUAAAAAUUGUCAUUAUUUUGAACAUACUGACAAAGAAAGCCCACCCUCAGUAUAACUUUAUAAGUUAUACUGAGUAGCACUAAGUAGUAUGAUUUUAAGUAGUAUGAUCUCUGAUUCAUUCAUAACGUUCCCUUUAAUGUAAAGGUUAGAUCCUCUUUUUUUGAUGGAAAUCCCCAUGCCACUGAUUGCAUAUUGCAAAUUUUAGAGACUUACUUGAAAUCCCGUGGUGUAUUAAGGGCUCUCUAGAGACGUUUCUGUCAUCAAUACUUAUAUUUUUUUUGUUGUUGCCUUGAAAUUUGAAAAAAAAAAAAGAAAUGUUAUCUUGAAUAAAAACAAUGUGAUGUAACUAAAAAUAUAAUUGCAGUGCAAAUUAAGUUGUGUUGUAUCAAUUUUUGUAGUUUUUGUUGAUCAAAUUCCACAGAAUCCUCUUGUUGCUGUUUGUUUCCAUUGCACAGCUAAACACAAUGCUCUUGAAUGAUAUUGAAAUUUGUAUUAUUUCAUUAUCAUUUUUUAGAUGGUCCGUCAUGGAGGAUGUUUAGGUCUUGGAUUAGCAGCAAUGGGCUCUGCAAGACAAGGUAGGAAUUUUGAGAGCAAAUUUACUUCAGUAGAAGCUCUCAUAUGUGGACAUCCUUGGGAUGGGGAAGAGGUGUCUUUACUGGACCUGGACACUUACUAGAAUUGUUCUCGUAUUGUGGCCACUAGAGGUGUAAGGCUUAGAUGGCCACUUGAGUUCACAGGCCCAGCUACAAAUAAACAUAAUUUGGAAAUGCAAAAAAAACUGUUUGUUAGUGUUUGGCUAUACUGUUCAGUUCUGCCGACAUUGUAAUUUAGUCACAGGCAAAAUUCAAAUGUGUAUGUGAAGAAAACAAAAAAAAAAAACAAACACUGAAACUUCUAUAAAAUUUAUUGUGUCCAAACAACAGAUUAGAGUUGAUUUAAUAAACGCCAUUAAAAUACAAUAUUCAGAAGAGAAUGAGAUUUCAUUUUUGUUGUCCACUAAUGGGAUCUUAAAAACAAAUCCAAAAUCUAUCUCAUAAACCCUGAAAGUGUCUGCGGCCAUUUACGGGAAUGUUCACUUAUGGACAUGUAAAAAUACAGAGUUUGUUUUUGAGUUAAAAGGGGUUUUUGUAAAGAUGGGCUGCCGUAAGUGGAGUUGUCUAUUUAAGAGAGCGUCCGUUAAGAGGGCUUCCACCGUAGUAACUUGUCUUGAAAAUCACUACAUCACUAGAUCCAGCUAACCAAAGGAUCCAAAAAAGAUAAUUCACAAUGUCUUAUUUCAGUUAAGAAAUAAUUUGGGCGAUGAAUUAUAGUUGCUCUUUCAGUCAACAGUUCAGCUGUAAGAUAAUAUCUUAGAACCUCCUGAGAAGACACAUGGCAGUAGUGAUGAUGGAAGGGACCUAUAUAGGACACUCAUUAGCCAACAAUAUUUCUCAGGGAAUAAACUCUGCUAACAUCUACAUGCAUAAUAAUUGUACUCCGAUGCCAAUACAUUCAGGAAAUCUUCAGAACUAACAAACAUUAAUUUUAUUCUAUAUUAGUCUAAAUUGUUUUCAGUAAAAAAAAGCUUCUCUCGUGCCUUAAAUCCCCUUCUGAACGCCUGCUACAUUUGUGAAGCUUCUAAUGCUCAUCUCUCUUUUAUUUAUUGCUGUAAUGUUUUUUCUUUGGGUUUUAGAUGUCUAUGAGCAGCUGAAGACACAACUUUGGGAAGAUGAUGCUGUCACAGGUUUGUGUCAACGACUUUAAUAAGUAUUCCUCAAAACCACACUUAGCUCAUUGAAGCAAGUUCAUUUAGGUGACGUCAUGUGCAUAAAAUAUCUUGGUGAAAUGUAUUAUCUCCCUGUUUCAUUGAGCAAUUGUUGGACAUAAAUUACAUGUAAGGAAGGGCUGUUUAAAUUCUGGCUUAUCAAUGUUUUGUCUGUAACAGUGACAAGUUCCAGCGUACAUAUAGGAGUUGUUGUUGUUGUCGUUUUUCUAAUGCAAAAGUUUUUCUCUCUACUAUUUGUCUUAAGGGAAAGAACUACAAGCUAAGAUAAAAUAACUAUACAUGCCUAGAGUUAAGCUUCUAUUCAAAAGCCAAAAAUGAUUAGUCAUCCAUGCCAUCUGUUUAGCUUCUUUGAUUCUUGCUUGUGAAACUUUUUCCGUGUUGUUCAUCAUUUUUACCCUCCCUUCCCUCUCAUCUUUUGCAGGUGAAGCUUGUGGUCUUGCCAUGGGUUUGGUUAUGUUAGGAUCAAAGUCUGCUACUGCUAUAGAGGAGAUGGUCGGGGUAAGUUUUGUUACGUUUUCACCCCAGUAACACAGUACUACUGAAAAGGAUUCGUAUGAAUAUUAGUCGCACCAUAGGGUAUCACCCUACAUUUUCACUAUCGGUUUUUUUUUUGUUGUGAUAAAUGAAUUGUCUGAAUUACAUUGUGUUAGAGAUGAUCCAUUAAACGAUGCAGAAAAAGUACAAGUUUUCAACACGAAGAACAUUUUAAUCAGUUAAUUUUAUCUUACUGCAGUACAUGCAGUUAUAGCAGUAUAUCAGUUUAAAUGACAAUUCAGGUGUAAAUGAUUCUUUUUGCACCUUUCUGUUUAUACAUUCAGUAUGCACAAGAAACACAACACGAGAAAAUCCUACGUGGUCUCUCAUUAGGAAUUGCAUUGGUAAGUUGCACGCGAUGUUUUAUGUACAUUUUAGACGCACAGUGUAUAUUAACUACAGGCUUAUUCAAAGACUGUUAGGGACCUACACACAGUGUAUAGACCGCGAGCGGUCGUCCUUCUUUCUACUUUGACUCAAAAGAAAAUUAGUUUCAUUUUUCCUUGUUUCAAAAUCAUUAUCAUACAUCGCCAUGUGAAAUCCUCUUUAUAGUAAGCAUUUGGUAAUGUUUUGUUCAAUCGGGAUAACUCCAGGUACGAAAUAAAGAAUAAGUCACUCCUUUGGUUAUAUGGCGAAUUAAUGUGUAUUUCUCAUUUUAGAUUUUGUCGGCGUAGGAAUUCUUCCGAACUUGUAAGGCUUUCCAACAAGACGUAUGCCCCAGCCUUUGGUAGUGUUAAUCGUAGCUUGCAUAGCUGGCGGUUUUUAGAGUAGCAGAACGCAAGCAAGUAGCGAAGCCUCCUGGAGUAUGGAGCUCAUUUACUGGCUUGCUAAGCUACGCAGGCUCUGCUAAUCUUUACUAGCUGCCUCGGCCCAAUGUAUUUUAAUAGCAGGUGUAGGAUUGAUUGAUUGAUGGUGGAGGGAUUGAAUUGGAGAGCAAGGGAUGGCUGUUUGGGGCGCAAGGGAUGGCGCAGUGGUGAGAGCGCUCGCCUCCCACUAAUGUGGCCCGAUUUCAAAUCCUGGCGUCAACGCCAUAUGUGGGUUGAGUUUGUUGUUGGUUCUCUCCUUUGCUCCGAGAAGUUUUUCUCCGAGUACUCCGGUUUUCCCCUGUCCUCAAAAGCCAGCAUUUCCAAAGUCCAAUUCGACCAGGAAUCAGGUAGACGAAGAACCACUUUGUGGAUGAGCUACCUCCAAAUCAUCAAUUAAUUUUUAUUUAUUUUAUUUAAUUUUUCAUGUCUUUAUUCUCUAGGUGAUGUAUGCUCGCAUGGAAGAAGCCGAUGCACUGAUUGAAAGUCUGAUGCAGGAUAAAGAUCCUAAUCUGCGUCAAAGUGGCAUGUAUACCGUGGCUAUGGCCUACUGUGGGACUGGUAACAACAAGGCUAUCAAGAGAUUACUACAUGUAGCUGUAAGUUAUGAUAGUAACGUACACUAGCUUAUCACACCAUACCGUCAAACUACUGUCAUGCAAUCUUUUUCAUGCUGCUUAACAAUAGUGUCUUGUAAUAAGACUUCUCAUGAAAUUCGGCCACAAUAUUUUCGUGCAGUUUUUAAACUGGUGUCAUUCCUAUUGUUGAGACUCCAAGAUCUGAAAUAAGUGACCUUUUAAUAGAUUGUACUUAUUAUGGACAGUACAAUAACAAAUAAGACUUCACAUCAAGGAAUACAACUGUAAGGGAUGAGAUUGGUAUGAAAACUAAUUUUCUAUAAAAACACGCGCUUGUAUGGUACGUUGCAGUAAUGGUGUUUAUUUUGGGUAGUAACGUGUAAAGAACACCUGAAGUUACGCCCGCCCCUUAUUUGCGUGUCACGAGAGCGAGGAAUCUGUUUCUUUUGUUACCAUCACUGUUCGGAAGUUGGAUAACUGUUUGUUUCUUUAAUCCAAAUUUUAGGUGAGUGAUGUCAGUGAUGACGUAAGAAGAGCAGCAGUAACGUCACUGGGCUUCCUUCUAUUUAGGUAUGUCAAUUAUGCUUGUAUGAAGGUAAACAGGCCAACAGGUCCGUUCUCAAAUUCUUCUUCUUUGUUUGAUGGGUAUGUCCUGUCCGUUUAAAACCCCAGUAGAACUUAAGCCCUAUCCCUGCCAGAGUGAAUGAUGGAGUAGGGUGGUUCAAACUUUUGAGUCCGUGGAUGAAACCCUGCGGUGUGACCAUUUAAAUGAAACUUCUUCAGCAGUACUUUCACAUGGUACUAUUUAUUUUGUUUGUAGUUCUAACUUUUGAGUCUGUGGAUGAAAUCCUGUAGUGUGACCAUUUAAAUGAAACCUCUUCAGCAGUACUUUCACAUGGUACUAUUUAUUUAGUAUGUAGUUCUAAAUUUUGAGUCUGUGGAUGAAAUCCUAUGGUUUGACCAUUUAAAUGAAACCUUUUCAGCAGUACUUUCAGAGGGUACUACUUGUUUUUCAGCAUUUUGCGAAAUGACGUUGGGAUUAUGACUUUGGCCACCCUUAGGAGUGAAAGGGUUAAGGAAGUGGCCAUUUUUAAGUGCUUAACUUAGUCCAAACACAGCCUAUAGAAGCCUAUGUUGUAAAACACUUAAAUAUCUUUUUUUCUUGUUUUAGAACUCCAGAGCAAUGCCCAAGUGUCGUGUCGCUGUUAUCAGAGAGUUAUAACCCUCACGUGCGAUACGGAGCUGCCAUGGCUCUAGGUAUUGCCUGCGCAGGCACUGGACUCAAGGUAAGACAUGACAAGACCUUGAAAAUUCCACAGAAAACAAUUCUUUGCAAUAAAAUUUUCUCGCUGUGAUAAAUCCAUGUGAUGACUUUCUUAUUGUUCGUUGUUGGUAGGGUUCGUUAGUUUUUAAAAUAGUAGGCAAAUGUACUUUUUAGUGACGUUUUAAUCCUUUGCGUCGCCGUCGUGGCUGCUUAGCUCCCUCCUUUUGAGAAUAUUGUUCUUCAUUAAUGAGGAUGUGAGGAUGUUGUUUUCUUGCUGUAAUGUUUUACAUUCUUACUGUACCUGAGUACCAGUAACAACGUAGGAGAACAGUUAAAUUCUCUAUUUCUAUUUUUAUAUUACAAGAUAUAGGUGGUAUCCACUCACAUUAUUUGUGGCUAUGCAAAUUUCUUUAAAAAAGAGAAAAAAGAGGUCGAUCCCCACAUGAUUUAUUUGGUUCACCAACAUGGCCGCCGUUUCAUUGUUUGGUACACUAGUAUGGCCGCUGUUACGUCGUGCGAAAACGAGACAUUGUCAAAAAUGUCAAAAUUUCGACUUGUCGGAUAAAAAGAUUUGUCCCUCCCCCACCCCUUCUUCAGUUGAUUUUUAUAAGAACCCACACAUUUAUGUGACGAGAAUGACCCAGUCAACAGUUUAUGUAAGAAAUAUUGAUUUUGUUUAUUUUUAGGAAGCGAUCGGUCUUCUGGAGCCUAUGACCAAUGAUCCUGUAAACUACGUUCGACAGGUAAAACAAAACUUGGCACAUGCUCGACUCCCUCAGAAUAGAAAUUCUGACUUUCACAUUAAAAGGGAUUUUUUUCUUUAUCUUCUUCCCAUUCACUUUUCCUUUCAUUUUUCUUUUAGGGUGCUUUAAUCGCCAGUUCUUUGGUUCUCAUUCAACAAACGGAGCUCUCGUGUCCCAAGGUAGCCAAGUUCCGUGAGAUUUUCGCCAAAGUGAUCUCAGACAAACAUGAAGAUGUUAUCGCCAAGUUUGGUGCAACACUGGCUCAAGGCAUUCUGGAUGCUGGUAAGUUCUUGCAGGAUCAAAACAGAGGGCAAAGUAUGGUUAUCAGUACAAUCGAUCCUAAGUCUGUAAAUACAGCCGUCUCUCUAGCGGAGAGGAGAAAGGAGAGGCGGCUAAAUUCGCAGGCUAUUGUUUCUAAGCAUACAAAUCAAUUUUCAAUGAGCGUUUUAGCUGCUUGCGGGAAUAUUUUCCCACUGCGGAUGUGCGCAUUAUAUAGAUGUUCCUCAUUAUAGGAGUGUCUGCCACAGAGGGGUGUCUGUCUUACUAAGGCGUUUACCUUACAGGGACUGGGGUAUUUCCCGAAAUGAAGAUCCGCAUGAAAGAGAUGUUCUUUGCCUUAAGCUGUUGUUUCCCUUCCCCCUUGUCGGCCCUUUUUUAUUGACGAAAAACCUCUAACAAUUAUUUUAGUGAUAUACAUGUAACUGUGCAUUUAGUUUGCAUCCUACUGGUCUUCCGAAGUAGUCAAUAUUGUAUCCUCGAAACAAAUUGCAUACCCCUCGCUACCGUUCCGUCACGAGUACUCGACUGAUGCGUAUGCUGUUACCAAUUUUACCCACACUUCUGAUGUGAUCCAGAUUAUUUUUCGAUUUUUUUUCUUUCGUUUUGUGCGUGAGUGUUAUUCAUCUCCUUACCUAACUGACUUCGUCGUUUCAUUUUGUCGUGAUAGGUGGACGGAACGUGACAAUUUCGUUGCAGUCACGCGCGGGCCACACGCACAUGGCUACAGUGGUGGGCCUAUUUGUGUUCACCCACGUUUGGUUUUGGUUUCCACUGUCUCACUUCAUAUCAUUAGCGUUUACACCUGCCUGCAUUAUCGGGCUUAAUUCAGACUUAAAGGUAGGUAGCAGUUAAGACGACUUUUUGUUGGGGAGUAUUACGAGACGAUUAGAAGUUAAUGUACUGAUAUUAAGGCUCUAUGGCGGGUCCCAAAUUAAGUGUUUGAUUCCCUCGUGAGGGGGUUACAAACAUUUUAUUGUUCAUAAGGUAGCUCAAACAAAGAUCAAAGUGCAGUCACGUCAAUCCUACAUUGUAUUUUCCGUAAAGCAAUGAAUACAGUCCUGCAGGGAGCACUGCUAAAAUGCUUUCAUCUGUGUAGUUGUGAAACGGGGCACGAGAUAAGCUAUGCGCGUGAGAGAGGGGAACACGCGUGUUCUCUUCCCUCGCGCGUGUGCUGUUCUUUUCGUCUCAUAUUUUCCAUUCGCCUGCUAUGCAGUCUACAGUUGGAUUUCAGCCAUCGACAAAAACACUUUCCACCUCCGUGUACUGCCAACAUUUCCGAUUUGAAUGGUCGCACUUUUUUCCCUUGCUCAUCGUCGAUUUUUUACUUAUCUUACUCCCAUUGGUUACAAGGUGAUGCACAACGCUGACGUCUUACAGUAAUUUUUUGUUACCUUCUUUCAGAUGCCCAAAAUGCAGUUCCGGUCAAAUGCCAAACCAUCUCUGUACGCUUAUCCCGAACCACUCAAACCCCCCAAGAAAGAGGAGAAAGAAAAGGUAUGAGGGUUUCUGUUAGGUAAAGUAGAGAAAAAUAAAUUUAUAAGUAAGUAAAUGAGAACAUUGAUAAAUACUAAAUUAAUCAAUAGAUAGCCUGUCCACAGAUUUUUCGUCUUCUGUUUUUUCCUCCGAGUAAUUUAGCGAGUGACUGAUUUGACGCCCGCGAACGAAACAAUCGUGCGAUAGCCAUUAUCCCUUGGUUAUCAUUUUAAUAACUCUCAUAACCUUUUAUCUUCAUUAUGUAUUGAUAUUACAAUAAGAAAAUUGAUGUUUAUCACUCUUGGGACUCAGUGUAGGGCUAAAGGAUGCAUUUGCAUCAGGAUGGAUCCCCAGCAUCUUCAUCGGGAGAGAAUUCUCCUUCUAAGACUAAAGCGUAAGAUUUCUCCUUGUCUCUCUCACACACUACAGACUGUACAGGCCUCGUUCCCAGUCGUCCGAGGCGAUUUCGGUCGCGCUCGGUUCCAAGCUUCUUCUGCUCACUCGGAUAGCACGAAAUAGCCUGGGGACGGGGCUGCGACUCUACAAUUUUUCGGGCCAAGACAUGCAGUGUGUUGUACAACGUAAAACAGUUCCUGGCCAUCUUUCUAAUAGGUCACCACAGCAGUGUUGUCGAUUACCAACAAAAUAAAAUCAAGAGCUAAAAAAUCCGAGGCAUCUGAUGAAAAGAUGGAGGUGGUGAGUUUUUCUCUUUUCUGUGCCUUGUUAUUUGUGGUUUUAUUGCUGGACUGUCUUUCACUGAAGUAUGAGAAGUAACUUUGAGCCUAUAUUUUUGUAUUACUAUGCUUCCUAAUUCAUUUAGGAAGCAUAGCAUUUAGGAAUGAUUUAUCCAUUCGGCCAGUUUACACAUUUUCUUAGUGCAGGUUUCGAUCGCUUGCUUGUUGAAGGUAGAGUUAUCUUCAGGCUUAGAUAAGGUCCGUUGAGGUAAACUUGCACAUUUUGUAAACUACUGUCUUACUAUCAGUUAACUUCGUCUAUGGUUAGGGUUAAACAUCGCGUUCAUCAUUUACAACUACUCAUUUCAGUGAUAAAAGCAGGACAGUCGUCCCGAAAAGAGUUUAUCACUCCUCUGGCCUUAAAUCAGCGUUCGAGGAAACUUUUACCUUCAAAACACCGAUCGUAUCACUGACCAUCUAUUCGUAUCUAUUUUUGCCCCCUCUCGAUUAUCCCCCUCCAAUCUAUAUUUAGCAGACAACACAAUAGCUAGCCAAUAAUGUUUCGAUGUAGCGCUGAUGAGUCAUAGAAAACGGAUGACUAGGACAGCAUCACAAGACGCAUUACAAACCGUGUACUCUCUUGGGAGAGAAGUAUUCAUAUUUUACCAUCUUAUUUUUAUGCUUGUUGUUUUUCACAGGAUCAAGAAGGCAGCAAAGAAAAAGCAGCAACCAAGAAGGUCAGUUAAAAUAAAGUUGAAGUUUAACGUUAAUUGCUGUCUUUUUUCAAGCAGUAAAUAGAAACUGGCAUCUCUUGAAUAUGCCCAUACUCUGACUCGAAAGCGGAAAAGAAUCAAAUGGGAAAUCGCGUGUGUGAUGGAGAGUUCAUUAAAUGAGAUAUUUUUUAAAAGUAUAGACUCAACUAAAAAAAAGCAUUGAGGAGGUUUUUUGUGUCGUCUAAGGCAAGGCCUUAAAUAAGAGACACGACCAUGCAGGUUGCAAUCACAGACUCUAACCUUUGAAGGUAAUACCCUUAUUUAGUAAUGAUAUCAAAAUACUGCCAGGAUAGUGUUUUUGAUACUCUGAAUGGUUAGAUGAAACUUGAAAUAGUUAAUGCGGGUCAUUUUUACCUUGUGCUAUAAUUAUCGUGAAAUGUUUUCGAAUUCUGCAUCUGCAAAAAUGCGUCAAAUAUUAUGCUUUGUGAUAUCGUUGCCGUCUCCUUUACGAUGGCCCCUUCUUCCUAAUAUUAUGAUUGCUGAAUGUAACAUGAAAGACAAUUUUUAAUGUUUCGUAGGAAAAAGAAGAUGAAAAAGACAAGACGGGCGAAGAAUCGACUGUUGAAAAGAGCGAAAAAGAAAGCAGCGAAAAAAUGGAGGAAGAGGAACCCGACUUUGAAUUGUUGGAGAAUCCCGCUCGAGUACUCCCUGCACAGGUGCAUUGUGAUUUUACAAAAUUUGCCGAGAAACAAAAGCUGCCUCAACACGAGCAAGUUUAACUUGUUUUCGUUGUUCGUGUGAAUACGGCCUAAAGCGAGAGGGAAUUUUGUUUUAUUACAUAGAUACUGAUGAAAUACCAGGAUUUUUCCUUUUACUAAAAAAUCAUAUCUUCAUCGCGCACAGUGAAGAUACUAUUUUUUAUCUUUCACGUAUGAGGAUAUUGGUGUCGCCAUGGUUACCAACAUGAUAAGCCAGUUAUUGUCUUUAUUUCUCCUUUAUAACUAUAUAUCCGAGUUUCAUAACAUUUUUGUGACAGGCAUUUUGUGGUAGGUGACCACUUUAAUUGCACCAUUUUGCUGUUUCAAAAUGAAUUUAAAAAAGUUGUGUUUUAUGUAGGAAUUUUAUCAGUGUCUAUAAAGUAAACAGAACAUUGCAUGGCCGCUUGGGGAUACGAAUUUUAUCUUCUCGUGCUGAAAGUAUCGCUCACGAGUGAGCGAAGCGAACGAGUGAGAGAGACUUUUAGCACGAGAAGAUAAAAUUCGUAUCCCCAAGCGGCCGUAUAAUAUCCUCUAUUUCUGUCAUCUUUCGCCACAGUCAAGUUAGCUUUGUUGCUUUCCGCGGCUCUUUCCACGUUUGCCUUGCUGAUUCCUCAGUCCCGUAUUUAAAGUGAUUGUUACCUGUUAAAUGUUUCCCUGCGUUUGUUACUUUCCGUAUGUUAUCGCGCGUUUACUGCCUGUUGUAUCUCUUUUCCUGCAUUAGGCGCUGGUUUUACUUAAAUCCGCGGCUGCUGUUGUCUUGUGAUGUGUAAUGUUUAGCACUAGUAACCACUCUAUAGUUUCGGCUUGGAAAGUCCUCUGUAUUCAAAACUGUUAUAGUAACAUAUCUUCUAAAAUGCUUACUAGUACUUUCUUUUGCAGCUUAAAGUUCUUUCGUUACCAGAAGACAGCCGUUACAUGCCUCUCAAGCCUGUAUGUACCCCAUUCAUUUGUGAGACCUGUUUUAAACGUCGAACUUCCAAUGUGCUGAUUCUAAUGCUAACGAGCCAAAUCUAUCGUUCUCGCUCAUUUGCUGUCGAUUCGGCGCAUGUGAAGUUCGAUGUCUAAAACAGACCCAAUAUUCUGUCUCAGUUAUUUUCGCUAUAAAUUUCCUACAGCUGUAAUUUUAAUUUUGAUUAGCCUUCUUGUCGUGAAAUUUUGAACGAGCGGCUCCUUCAUGAACCGGCAUAUUUUCUUAUCGCCUCCGUGUCACGUAUUUUCGUCUCACCAGCUCCAAAGUAAGUGAGGGGGGGGGGUAGGUGGGCAGAUUCCCGGAAUCUCAUAGAGAUUCAUUUACCAAGAGAAAUAUGGAGUGAGACAAAGGAUGUUGUUGACCUGAACUUACAGGCCAACGGGGCGGCUAAAAAUUGUUGAAAAGUUGUUCUCACUUUGGCCAAUGAUGUACUAUUUAACGAUCUUCAUGGCGCCGAAUUUGUGUGGGCGUCAGAGUAGAUUUAUCAGUUGCCCCUUCACGUGAUUAUCUUUUAUUAAACUGUUUGCAGGUUAAGAUAGGAGGUAUUAUUAUGAUGACGGAUUCCAAAUCCGAUGAACCAGAAGACUUAAUUGAACCUCUUCCAGGUAAAGAAUAUAACCAAUAA